Messenger RNA from Lampris incognitus (smalleye Pacific opah), 1056 nucleotides. It is a transcript of the gene qdpra, whose product is annotated as quinoid dihydropteridine reductase a. The record is from RefSeq and is a predicted model, not a curated record. Gene Ontology annotation, cellular component: cytoplasm. Lineage: Eukaryota; Metazoa; Chordata; Actinopteri; Lampriformes; Lampridae. Gene Ontology annotation, molecular function: NADPH binding; NADH binding; 6,7-dihydropteridine reductase activity. Gene Ontology annotation, biological process: L-phenylalanine catabolic process; tetrahydrobiopterin biosynthetic process. Bases 53 to 763 code for a protein of 236 amino acids. The transcript is spliced from 8 exons.
CUGGCGGCCCCCAUAAGAAUGGCCGCUCCGCGUCCGCGGCCGUCAGUGCAACAUGGCCUCCAACCGGGUGAUCGUGUACGGCGGAAGAGGAGCUCUGGGCUCCAAGUGCGUCCAGUACUUCUGCUCCAAAGGAUGGUGGGUUGCCAGUAUCGACAUGGCUGCAAACGACGAGGCGAAUGCGAAUGUGCUCGUCAAGCCGUCUGAAUCCUUCACCGAGCAGGCGGACCAGGUCACGGCAGAUGUGGCCCAGCUGUUGGGAGAGCAGAAGGUGGACGCUAUCCUGUGUGUGGCCGGCGGAUGGGCAGGAGGAAGCUGCAAGUCCAAAGACUUGUUCAAAAAUGCAGAUCUCAUGUGGAAGCAGAGCGUGUGGACCUCCACCAUCUCCAGCCACCUCGCCGCCCGACACCUGAAGCCCGACGGCCUGCUGACGCUGGCGGGGGCCAAGGCGGCGCUCGCUGGAACUGGCGGCAUGCUGGGAUACGGCAUGGCCAAGGCCGCCGUCCACCAUCUCUGUCGGAGCCUGGCGGCAGAAAAUGGCGGUCUACCGUCGGGGGCCGCGGCGGUGGCGAUACUGCCGGUUACCUUGGAUACGCCCAUGAACAGGAAGUUCAUGCCUGACGCAGAUUUCAGUUCGUGGACUCCGCUGGAGUACAUCGCCGAAAUGUUCUUCAGCUGGACCAACAGAGCCAAGCGGCCGGCGUCUGGAAGUCUGAUCCAACUUUUAACCUCCGGAGGAGAAACCACAUCAGUGGCUGUACAGUAAAGGACAGCCGACAGCUUUAUAGACGGUCCUCUGCUUUGCACCAGGACAGCAAAGGCAACGUCGAAGAAAGCCGCCGUCUUCUCUCCCCACCACGUGUAGACCGGACUGGCCUUACUGGAUGGUAGUGGUGGUCGGUUAAGUGUCCUUGUUGUGUGUGUGUGUGUGUGUGUGUGUAUGUGUGCGGAUAAGGGUAUUGUGAUCUGUUGUGUUGUUUUUCUAAGUCAGGUUUGUGUAUUCCUACCGAAUCAACGGUGAAGUGGUGUCCUGGUAAAUAAACGUAUGCUGGCAACAUG